AUGGGCUGCUACUACAAGUAUGUGAAGGAAAUCAUUGACAUAGGGGAGAGCAUAGCAAUCCCAGAUGACUUCACGGAGCAGGAGAAGCGCUCCGGGGACUGGUGGCGGCGUCUGGUGGCCGGAGGAAUCGCCGGUGCGGUGUCCCGGACGUGCACGGCGCCUUUCGACCGCCUGAAGGUCAUGAUGCAGGUUCAUAGUUCGGGGUCAAGAAAAAUGAGAUUCAUUGGCGGGUUUGAGCAGAUGGUGAAAGAAGGAGGAAUUCUUUCUCUUUGGCGAGGAAACGGUGCCAAUGUUUUUAAAAUUGCACCUGAGACAGCUAUCAAGAUUGGGGCCUAUGAACAGUAUAAGAAGUGGCUUAGCCUUGACGGUGCUAAAAUAGGAGUCGUUGAGAGGUUUGUAUCUGGUUCAUUGGCUGGUUUAACUGCUCAGACCUGUAUUUACCCCAUGGAGGUUAUAAAGACCAGACUGGCCGUAGGCAGAACUGGGCAGUAUUCAGGAAUCAUCGACUGUGGCAGGAAGCUUCUGAAACGAGAAGGUGUCAGAACCCUGUUCAGAGGUUACCUCGCUAACAUGCUGGGCAUCAUACCUUAUGCAGGCGUAGAUCUCACUGUUUAUGAAGUGAGUUUAUUCUCCUGGUGUGACAGGAUGUGUUGGACUUGAGCAUUUGCUGCCAUCAUAG
Messenger RNA from Phyllostomus discolor (pale spear-nosed bat), 679 nucleotides. Its product is annotated as calcium-binding mitochondrial carrier protein SCaMC-1. The transcript has 5 exons. NCBI's taxonomy places the organism in Eukaryota, Metazoa, Chordata, Mammalia, Chiroptera, Phyllostomidae. The coding region runs from base 1 to 660 and encodes 219 amino acids. Gene Ontology annotation, biological process: transmembrane transport. Gene Ontology annotation, molecular function: ATP transmembrane transporter activity. The record is from RefSeq and is a predicted model, not a curated record. Gene Ontology annotation, cellular component: mitochondrial inner membrane.